AUGCCCUCAAGCGACUCCACACGCCCUGCCUCUGCCUCUUCCUCAACGCCAAAGGACCAACAACAGCAACAACAAGAACCCCUCACCGACCUCCAGAGGAUCCGCAAGCAACUCGAAGAAGAAGCCGCACAAAGACCGCGACCGCCACACAUCGACGCUCCAGACUACGUGCAUCACUUCGAUACCUACGGCCUUGUCAAACGCCUUGAAGAUGGCGGAUGGUCGCAAGCCCAGGCCAUCACAAUCAUGAAAGCCACCCGCACCACUUUAUCCGAAAACAUUGAUCUGGCUCGUAACGCGCUUGUCAGCAGGUCCAACGUCGAAAACGAAGCCUAUCUUUUUCGCGCCGCUUGCUCAGAACUGCAUACCGAAAUCAUGACCAAGCGACGCGCAGAAGCCGAACGAGCACGCACCGAACGCACCCGCCUCGAACACGAAGUCGACAUCCUAUCACAACGCAUGUCCCAAGACGCAGGCAACAUGAAAGACGAACUCAAAGGCAUGUUUGACGACCGCAAGAUGGGCGUGCAGAACGAACAACGCGACAUUGAGCGCAAAAUCCAAGAACUCAAUUAUCGCAUCACCGUGCUGCUCAACUCGGACUCGAGAUCUGAUGUCGAAGGCGUACGAUGGAUCAUCACCAAACGCGCUGGAGUGGCAUUGCUCACUUGCGUCCUCAUGAUUUUGGGAUCGAUCAAGUUUGCGAGUACGGCUGCUACUUGGGCUGAAGAGGAAAAGAAGCGGAUUGCGGCUGUUAAUGCUGCGUCUGCAAAUAACAAUAAUUCUUUCGGAGGUACUGCUUUUGGUGGCAUGGCCUUUGGUGGUGGAGGGGCUAUGAUGAGCAACGAGGAAGAGUUGGGUCAAGGGGAGAUUUUGGUGCGGCAGGGUGACAAUCCCGCGUUUGUUUCUUUGGGUUGA
This is a messenger RNA of Aureobasidium namibiae CBS 147.97, 918 nucleotides long. RefSeq lists its product as uncharacterized. The record is from RefSeq and is a predicted model, not a curated record. The transcript has 2 exons. Gene Ontology annotation, cellular component: mitochondrion. Lineage: Eukaryota; Fungi; Ascomycota; Dothideomycetes; Dothideales; Saccotheciaceae. Bases 1 to 918 code for a protein of 305 amino acids.